GGGAAUACAGUGAUGGAAUACGGUGUGAGUGUGCGUGAUGCAGUGUGUUUUGUAUAUGAAUCACGAGUGCUUUGUGUGAUGCAUCGGAGUACCGGUGAUCCGGAGCUCCUGUGCUCCGCGGAACGUCAACAAGGAGCCGGUUCUAACCUAUAUUGGAUAUUUUGAAUGUCCUGCUCUAAAUACAACCUGGAAUGCAUGCCAGAAUACGUGUGCAAGGACCAUCGCCAGGCAUGCAUGUACCGAUCCGGAGCUCCUCUGUACUCCGGCGUGGAGCGUCGACCAAGGAGCCGCGCUGUUCCAGCCCGGAUAUUUUGGAUAUUCUGCUCUAAAUGCAGUCAGGAAUGUCAGGAUAUGUGUGCAAGGAUCAUCGCCAGAUGCGUGUGGCAGAUACAAUGGGUCGACGUUGGAGAAGGCCGAAGUCCGGAUAGCAGCACGGGCACGUCGAGCCGAUUAAAGCUGCCCCGCGGGAGUUUUCGACCCGGCACGACUGACCAAACCGUAACUGAGUUUCGCACACGUCCUCGGGCUAUGUUGGCUAAAUUCCUCGAGCAGAUAAUCAUGAGGGUGGUAUACGCAGUGUCAAGACAUCUCUCUCAGGAGCGACCAUCUGUGUUUCACAACGUUCUACCAUUGGCGUUGCAUUGCUCCUGUUACACCAAGAGAAGGCGGAAAAGCAACAACGAUACGAAUACGGACGAGAAACUGAGGAAUCGAUUAAGUUUCACUUUUAACUCGCUGAAAGACAUCGUAUAUAGUGACGGCACGUGCGCCAAGGUAAUCGUUAUAGCAUCCUCGCCACACGGAACGUAAGAUCUUCGUUUCCGUCGCGCUUAUGAUAAUCAACCUCUCCGCAAACGUUUGCGUUUAGUGUUUUACGGCGUUGGAUUAUACGCUGUGAAAACGACGGCUGCAAGAGAGAGAGAGAGAGAGAACAUAAUGACGCUUACGAUCAGACGAUAAUAAACGCAAUAGCAUUAUCAUAAUUACGGCGGCAUUAGCCGCGCGCGAUAUUAACCUACUGCCAGCAUAUAAUGCGUGCACAAACUUUAGACGUACGCACAGCUCUUUGGGAAAGCAGUGACCCUGAAAUUCUAAAUGUCAAAGAGAGAGGGAAUCCUUACAAUCUGUUACACUUGACCGAGAAUCACUUCUUUAAAGAAACUCGCGAUAUUCAGGCAAAAUUAUAAGUUUUAUUAAUUUUCGAUCAGAUGAGAUGAAAGUAAAAAUUUUCUUUCUUGCACUGA
Molecule: messenger RNA, 1244 nt
Organism: Wasmannia auropunctata (little fire ant)
Lineage: Eukaryota; Metazoa; Arthropoda; Insecta; Hymenoptera; Formicidae
Exons: 6
Coding region: 166-810 (214 amino acids)
Source: RefSeq, a predicted model, not a curated record